Messenger RNA from Saimiri boliviensis boliviensis (Bolivian squirrel monkey), 2768 nucleotides. RefSeq names its product plasminogen (gene PLG). NCBI's taxonomy places the organism in Eukaryota, Metazoa, Chordata, Mammalia, Primates, Cebidae. Gene Ontology annotation, biological process: proteolysis. Gene Ontology annotation, molecular function: signaling receptor binding; serine-type endopeptidase activity. The record is from RefSeq and is a predicted model, not a curated record.
GAAUAAUUAACUUAAUUUGACUAUCUGGUUUGUGGAUGCGUUUACUCUCAUGUAAGUCAACAACAUCCUGGGACUGGGACACACUUUCUGGGCACUGCUGGCCAGUCCCAAAAUGGGACGUAAGGAAGUGAUUCUUCUACUUCUUUUAUUUCUGAAAUCAGGUCAAGGAGAGCCUCUGGAGGACUAUGUGAAUACCCAGGGGGCUUCGCUGUUCAGUUUCACUAAGAAAAAGCUGGAGGCAGGAAGCAUAGAGGAAUGUGCAGCAAAAUGUGAAGAAGAGAGAGAAUUCACCUGCAGGUCAUUUCAAUAUCACAGUAAAGAGCAACAAUGUGUGAUAAUGGCUGAAAACAGGAAGUCUUCCACAAUCAUUAGGUUGAGAGAUGUCAUUUUAUUUGAAAAGAAAAUGUAUCUUUCAGAGUGCAAGACUGGGAAUGGAAAGAACUACAGAGGGACAAUGUCCAAAACAAAAAAUGGUGUCACCUGUCAAAAAUGGAGUUCUACUGUUCCCCACAUACCUAAUUACUCCCCUGAUACACACCCCUCAGAGGGACUGGAGGAGAACUACUGCAGGAACCCAGACAGCGAUGAGAAGGGGCCCUGGUGCUACACUACCGAUCCAGACCAGAGAUACGACUACUGUGACAUUCCAGAGUGUGAAGAUGAAUGUAUGCAUUGCAGUGGAGAAAAUUAUGAUGGAAAAAUUUCCAAGACCAUGUCUGGACUGGAAUGCCAGGCCUGGGACUCUCAGACCCCACACGCUCAUGGAUACAUUCCCUCCAAAUUUCCAAGCAAGAACUUGAAGAAAAAUUACUGUCGUAACCCUGAUGGAGAGCCCCGGCCUUGGUGUUUCACCACCAACCCAAACAAACGCUGGGAACUCUGCGACAUCCCCCGCUGCACAACACCUCCACCAUCUUCUGGUCCCACCUACCAAUGUCUGAAGGGAACAGGUGAAAACUACCGUGGGAAUGUGGCUGUUACCGUGUCGGGGCACACCUGUCAGCGCUGGAGUGCACAGACCCCUCACAGACACAACAAGACACCAGAAAACUUUCCCUGCAAAAAUUUGGAUGAAAACUACUGCCGUAACCCUGAUGGAGAAAAGGCCCCAUGGUGCUAUACAACCAACAGCCAAGAGCGGUGGGAGUACUGUAACAUACCGUCCUGUGAGUCCUCCCCGGCGUCUACAGAACAGCUGGAUGCCUCAGCACCACCUGAGCAAACACCUGUGGUCCAUGAUUGCUACCAUGGUGAUGGACAGAGUUACCGAGGCACAUCCUCCACCACUGUCACAGGAAAGAAGUGUCAAUCUUGGUCAUCUAUGACACCGCACCGGCAUCAGAAGACCCCAGGAAAGUACCCAAAUGCUGACCUGACAAUGAACUACUGCAGGAAUCCAGAUGCCGAUAAAAGCCCUUGGUGUUUCACCACAGACCCCACGGUCAGGUGGGAGUAUUGCAACCUGAAAAAAUGCUCAGAAACAGAAGGGAGUGUCGCGUCACCUCCGUCUGUUGCCCAAGUUCCAAAUGUAGAGACUCCUUCUGAACAAGAGUGUAUAAUCGGGAAUGGGAAAAAAUACCGGGGCAAGAAGGCAACCACUGUUACUGGAAUUCCAUGCCAAGAAUGGGCUGCCCAGGAGCCCCAUAAACAUAACAGUUUCACUCCAGAAACACAUCCACGGGCAGGUCUGGAAAAAAACUACUGCCGUAACCCUGAUGGUGACGCCGGUGGUCCCUGGUGCUACACAACAAACCCAAGAAAACUUUUCGACUACUGUGAUAUUCCUCAGUGUGCGACCCCUUCAUAUGAUUGUGGGAAGCCUCAAGUGGAGCCGAAGAAGUGUCCUGGAAGGGUUGUAGGGGGGUGUGUGUCCCAUGCACAUUCCUGGCCCUGGCAAGUCAGUCUCAGAACAAGGUUUGGAAACCUCCACUUCUGUGGAGGCACCUUGAUAUCCUCAGAGUGGGUGUUGACUGCUGCCCACUGCUUGGAAAGGUCCUCAAACCCUUACUUCUACAAGGUCAUCCUGGGUGCACACCAAGAAGUGAAACUUGAAUCCCAUGUUCAGCAAAUAGAAGUGUCUAAGCUGUUCUUGGAGCCCAGACGAGCAGAUAUUGCCUUGCUGAAGCUAAGCAGUCCUGCCAUCAUCACUGACAAAGUGAUCCCAGCUUGUCUGCCAUCCCCAAAUUACGUGGUCGCCGACCGGACCGAAUGUUUCAUCACUGGCUGGGGAGAAACUAAAGGUACCUUUGGGGCUGGCUUUCUCAAGGAAGCCCGGCUCCCCGUGAUUGAGAAUAAAGUGUGCAAUCGCUACGAGCUUCUGGAUGGAAGAGUCAAAUCCACCGAGCUCUGUGCUGGGGAUCUGGCAGGAGGCACUGACAGUUGCCAGGGUGACAGUGGAGGGCCUCUGGUUUGCUUCGAGAAGGACAAAUACGUUUUACAAGGAGUCACUUCUUGGGGUCUUGGCUGUGCACGCCCCAAUAAGCCUGGUGUCUAUGCUCGUGUUUCAAGUUUUAUUACUUGGAUUGAAGAAGUGAUGAGAAAUAACUAAUUGGACGGGAGACAGAGUGAAGCAUCAACUCACCUAGAGGCUGGAACUUGGGUAGGGAUUCAGCAUGCUGGAAAUAAUUGACAGUAAUCAAACAAAGACACUGUCCCCAGCUACCAGCUAUGCCAGACCUCAGCUUUUUUUGUAUUAUUGUCUGACUGCUGGAUUCUGUAAUGACAUAGCUAUGACAUUUCUUAAAAAUAAACUCUGUACUUAACAUUGA